Molecule: messenger RNA, 1878 nt
Organism: Hyaloscypha bicolor E
Lineage: Eukaryota; Fungi; Ascomycota; Leotiomycetes; Helotiales; Hyaloscyphaceae
Exons: 5
Coding region: 1-1704 (567 amino acids)
Biological process (GO): iron ion transport; copper ion import; intracellular iron ion homeostasis
Cellular component (GO): plasma membrane
Molecular function (GO): ferric-chelate reductase activity
Source: RefSeq, a predicted model, not a curated record
AUGACAGCUGUCUCCUCGAACACUGCUGCCACUGCUACCGCUACUGCAAAAGCAAAAAUUGCGGCUGCUAAAGCACUGAGACAAAAGAACAAUGAAAACACAGCCAAAUUUCUGACCCUUGGUAUGGCUGGAAUAAUUGCUCUUUUCGUGAUCUUUCACUGGACUCGGAUGUUUUACAAACGCUAUGGAACUCGCCAAAGCCGCAGCUCAAGCGUUCUCAAAUUUCCCAUUGCUUUUACCAGGAGCUCUAGGCGCAUCCUCAUUCAAAAAGUUCCAGGUUUCAUCUCGGCGGGUCACGCUUUGGUAUUUCUUGGGUACUUGGCCACUUGUCUUAGCAUUUCAUUUGUCAACCUUGACUGGAUGACGUUGAAUAACCUUGCAAAGCGCUUGGGAUGGGUGGCCGUUGCUAAUCUCGCUUUUGUCAUUUUCCUCUCGUUGAGGAACACGCCUCUUACUUUCCUCACAGCCUAUUCAUAUGAGCGGCUCAAUGUCCUCCAUCAAGUAGCAGGCUACUCAACAAUAGCCUAUGCAAUGGCCCAUGCGGUGGUGUACAUCGUAGCUUGGUCCAAGUCGGAUAACCUCCACGAACUUCUAUACACGGUUCAGAUCUUCGGUAUUACGGCGGGUUUUGCCAUGCUCGUCAUCCUCGGAAGCUCAUUACUGCUCCGAAAGCUCCAAUACGAAACUUUCUAUAUCAUCCACAUCCUCAUGUCUACUCUCAUCCUCAUCACCGUCGGCAUGCACAGACCGGAUAUGACGAAGAAAACUCUAGUCAUUGUUACCUUCGCGGCCUCGAUCUGGGUUGUGGAUCGGAUCUUGAGAUUCGUAAAGUUCACAGUAUACAGCGUCGGAAACGCAGCCACGAUUACACCACUCCUUCACGGCGGGACACGUAUUGUUCUUCGCAAGACUCCAAUCGGGGCUGUUCCUGGCACCCACUGUUUCCUUUGGAUUCCGGGGAUUAGAGCAACAGAGUCUCACCCUUUUACAAUCAUUUCUACGAAUCCUCUUGAGUUUGUAGUUGCUGCUUAUGAUGGCUUCACUCGCGACUUGCAUGAACAUGCUUUGAAGAAUCCAGGCCAGGCCCUGAAGGCUUCAGUUGAUGGGCCUUAUGGAUCAGUGCCAGACUUCACGGCAUUUGACAAGGUCAUCUUCAUUGCUGGAGGAAGUGGUGCGUCCUUUACAUGUGGCGCUGCCGUGGAAACCCUGCGAAAGUUGGGAGAUUCAACAGCGACGGCUAUCGAGUUCAUCUGGGUUGCAAGAGAACAAGAAAUCAUUGAAUGGUUCACCAAAGAGCUAGAGCAACUACAUGCCUCGCCUCUCGUGAAUCUACACAUCCACAAUACAUGCCUCUCACGACCAUCAACCCUACGCAAGUCCUCGCUUUCUCUGGAAGAAGAAAAGAAGGAGUCAUCAACAUCCGAAUUGAUCCUCUCUCCAAGAGCUUCCGAAGACGUAGAUAUCGAAAAGGAACAUGCUUCUACUUCGUCUUCUCUCUACUCCUCUCUAUCAAUAAAUCAAGGGAGACCAGAUAUUGCGGCAAUUAUCACGGAUAUUGUAUCGAAAGCUGAUUCGUAUGAUAGGAUUGCGGUUGUUGCUUGUGGGCCGGAUGGUAUGGUACACGUUGCUAGGAAGACGGUGGCGAAGAAUAUUUGGGUUGACGGGCCGAGCUUGGAGUUGUAUUGUGAGCAGUUUGGUUGGUAGAUUCUUGCAAGUGAAAAUAAGGAUGCUUCCAAGGCAUGGGACGGAUUUCAACUUAUUUGAUCCGGUGUUGGGUGAUUCUGCACUUGACUUAUAGAAAAUAGAAGGCUGUCAUUGGAUCAUUGAGUGGAGUCAAGUGUAGAACGUGAUGCAAAAUUCAGAUGCAACUUGAUGCCG